AUGUCUAUGUUUAUGGGAUCCUUUCCUGGACAAGAAGUGUCACAAGAGAAAUUAGAUAUAGCAGAAGUUCAAUUUGAUGCUAUGAAUGCGACAUUUAAUAAUAUAUUAAAGAGUUGUCUUGAGAAAUGUAUCUCAAGGGAUGGCUAUAGUGAAGGAGAUUUAGCAAAAGGUGAGAUGUGUUGCAUAGAUAGAUGUGUUGCCAAAAUUCAUUAUGGGAAUAGAUUAGUUGGUGGAUAUGUACAAAGUAAAGGGUUUGGACCUGAACAAUAUUUACGACAUUACAAUGAAUUCAAGUCGUCGUCAUCGUCAUCGUCAUCUUCAAACAAUUGA
This is a messenger RNA of Maudiozyma barnettii, 330 nucleotides long. It is a transcript of the gene TIM12, whose product is annotated as Tim12p. The record is from RefSeq and is a predicted model, not a curated record. Gene Ontology annotation, biological process: protein insertion into mitochondrial inner membrane. Lineage: Eukaryota; Fungi; Ascomycota; Saccharomycetes; Saccharomycetales; Saccharomycetaceae. Gene Ontology annotation, cellular component: mitochondrial inner membrane. Bases 1 to 330 code for a protein of 109 amino acids. The transcript has a single exon.